CCCUCAAUAUUUAUUUCCAACACCUCCAUGAAAGUAGAAAUUAAGAAACCCUAGCUACCCAAAAGAAAAAAAAAAAAAUCCAAACUUUUUCCUUUCCUUCUACAAAUCAUAAAGAUCUAUACCAAAAAUGGAUUCAAUACUCUCUGAAUUUGAAUCCCUAAACAACAACAACAACCCACCAUUUGGAGUAGUAGUUACUAACAACACACUUCAAAACCUAGUGGUUGGUUCAUCGUCUUCAUCUUCGUCGUCAUCGUCAUCUAGUCGAUACGAGAAUCAAAAGCGUAGGGAUUGGAACACAUUUUGUCAAUACCUUAAAAAUCAUAGACCCCCGCUUGCUCUAUCAAGGUGUAGUGGAGCUCACGUUCUUGAAUUCCUAAGAUAUUUAGAUCAAUUUGGUAAAACAAAAGUUCAUACUCCAAUUUGUCCAUUUUAUGGUCAUCCUAACCCACCUGCCCCUUGCCCUUGUCCUUUAAGACAAGCUUGGGGCAGCCUUGAUGCUCUUAUUGGGAGACUGAGGGCAGCUUUUGAAGAGAAUGGUGGAAUGCCCGAAGCUAACCCUUUUGGUGCCCGAGCUGUACGGCUUUAUCUACGAGAGGUUCGUGAUUUGCAAUCUAAAGCAAGAGGAAUUAGUUAUGAGAAGAAGAAAAGAAAGCGUCCUCAACAACAACAAAUUGCUCAAUCAAGUAAUGGAAAUUGAAUAAUUUUCAACUUCUUUCAUUUUUAUUUUUCUUUUUCUUUUAAUUAAUGGUCUUCUUAAUUAUGAUUACUAUUAUCAUGAUCUUUAUCUUCAUCUUGAUUUUUUCUUUUCUUUCCUUUUUUUUUUCUUUAAUCAAUUCUAGGGUUAGUGUUUAAA
This is a messenger RNA of Cucumis melo (muskmelon), 856 nucleotides long. Its product is annotated as protein LIGHT-DEPENDENT SHORT HYPOCOTYLS 3-like. Bases 128 to 700 code for a protein of 190 amino acids. Lineage: Eukaryota; Viridiplantae; Streptophyta; Magnoliopsida; Cucurbitales; Cucurbitaceae. The record is from RefSeq and is a predicted model, not a curated record. Gene Ontology annotation, cellular component: nucleus. The transcript has a single exon. Gene Ontology annotation, biological process: mRNA transcription; response to light stimulus.